Molecule: messenger RNA, 1561 nt
Organism: Patiria miniata (bat star)
Lineage: Eukaryota; Metazoa; Echinodermata; Asteroidea; Valvatida; Asterinidae
Gene: pofut2
Product: GDP-fucose protein O-fucosyltransferase 2-like
Exons: 8
Coding region: 35-1369 (444 amino acids)
Biological process (GO): protein O-linked glycosylation via fucose
Molecular function (GO): peptide-O-fucosyltransferase activity
Source: RefSeq, a predicted model, not a curated record
CCGCUUGGUGGCGCUAUUUCCAUCACUCGUAGAAAUGGCGGCGCACAGGCGUUUCGUGGUUUGCGUUGUCCUGGUUUUAUGUUCCCACUGUUUAAAGACAGAAUGUUCAUUAGACACGGAGGCUGAUUUAUCAGAUGAUAUCGUCUUUCAAUCAGGAAGCCAUCAGACACUUAAGGUUGGCCCGGCAAUACCAAGGAGAUAUUUACUUUACCAUGUCAACCACGGGGAAGGGUUCAAUCUACGCCGGGAUGUCUACAUGCGGAUAGCCAACCUGGUCCAGAGGCUGCAGCAAGACGGGGACUGGGUGCUGGUCCUACCCCCUUGGGGCCGACUGUACCACUGGAGGACUCGCUCCCUGGAGCAGAUCCGCAUACCCUGGGCCACAUUCUUUGACGUGGAGAGCCUCAACCGGUACAUUCCUGUCAUCGAGUUUGAAGAUUUUAUAAAAGAAACCGGCCAGGCGGCCAUUGACCAGAUCCUGUACCUCCAAGCCUACAAGGAAGGCUGGACCAACGGCAAGUGGGAGGAGAAGAUAGAUGAGAGGGAGUGCAUUGAACCGCCGGCCUACCGGCUGGACGAGGCCGGGGUCUUCCGGGGGUGGUUCUGGGGCUACCCGGACGCCUAUGCCAAGGCCUUCAAGUGCCUGUCCGUCCAGGGAAUGGCCCGCAUUCUGGCGCCGGUGCUGUUAAACAAUUUCACAGCAAGGUCCGUCUUUGUAGAUAGAGGCGAGAAAGUCAUGCAUGACCGAUUUGGUGACGUCAGCUACUGGACUGUGAGGCGGUCCAUGCGAUUUGCCAAACAUCUGCGGGACAUCGGAGACGAAUUCAGGGAAAGUAAACUGGAAUCCACAGACGAGAAGGACAAGACAGUGAUGACAGACAACUGGCGAGAUAUGGAGAGAAAACCAGGCUCGGCAAUCGGAGGACCCUACCUUGCGGCACACCUAAGGAGAGAAGAUUUCGCUCGCAACAACAGGAAAGAAGUGCCUACGCUUGAGAGGGCAGCAGACCAGAUCAAAGUAGCCCUUAAAAAAUAUAAACUCGAGAAGGUUUUCGUAGCUACUGAUGCACCUAAACAUGAAAUUGAGGAGCUCAGGAGGCACCUACAAGACUACCAGGUGUACAAUUACGUCCCUCCCAAAGGCGUCCUGGAGAACUUCAAAGAUGGCGGAGUGGCCAUUAUAGACCAGUGGAUAUGCGCUCAUGCAAGGUAUUUUAUAGGGACGGGCGUGUCCACGUUCUCCUUCCGCAUCCACGAGGAGAGACAGAUCCUGGGCUUUGACACCAAGAUGACCUACAAUCGAUUCUGCGGGCACAGCGAACCGGAGGACUGUGAGCAACCAUCUGUUUGGAAGAUAGUCUACCAUUAACAAUGGUGUAACAUCGGUGGACUUUGUGCGAGAACAGUAGAUGGGUUGUUCUAUACAUUUGGGGUCCACUUUUUUUCCUGCCCUUGUUAAUACAUCCGACUUUUAUGAUUUUAUAAUUCUGAUAGACUCAUUAAUGCAGUCAUCUUCCAAGAGUGAUUUUGAAUAGAAAACUACAUGUACUAACCCAACAAA